UUCUUUCCCUAUGAUAGAACAGCCCUCCGCUCUUCACUCACUCACACUCUCUUUUUCAUUCUGUCCUCUCGAAUCCUCGAUGGCGAGGAGCGUGAACCCGUCUGGGGUUAGGGAUGGGGUUCACCUCUCUAUCUCGCCUGUUCCGGCGAUCGCUCUCCGGUGGAGUUGUUUGAGGCUCUCUUGAUAGGAAUUGGUUUGGUGUAGGGGAGGAUUCUUCUCGGUUCAGAUUCUUGGGUGUUGGCGGUUUUUGUUCUUGUAUUGCUGCGUAGCCUGUCUGUGCUUGUUGUGGAGAUGGCGACACAGAAACGACAGAAUGUCGCCCUUUCGUCGGCCUCGUCAACCUCCGCUGCCGGGAGGCGGCUUGGGAUUCCGCCGGUGCAGCAGACAAAGAAACGGGCGCCUCUUACUAACCUCACUAAUCGAAGCGGGAUUCCAAGAGUUUCUGGGCGGAAGGCCAAUCAGGGGCUUGUGGGAUCAACUACUUCUACAGGAGAAAAGGGUUUGGCCGCAACACAGGCACCUGUCACUGGCAUAAGUCGGAAGUCUUUACCUGCACCCUCUGUGCAAAAGCUCACCGUUGUGAUUCCCCAAGAUGAAGCAUUGCGCCCCAAACAGAAUGUACAGUUAUCUGUUCUUGAUCAAAAUCUGGGUACAAGGAGAAUGGACACGUCCCCCAUGAGAAGUAGGUCUGAUGAAGGUUCUGUUUCGCUUGAUGAGUCGAUGUCUACUUGCGAAUCAAUGAAGAGCCCAGAUUUUGAGUACAUUGACACUGCUGAUUUGUCAUCUGUGGCUUCCUUGGAGAGGAGAACAAGCGAACAUCUUUGUAUUUCAGAUGAAACACAUGCUCAAACUGUUAAUUUAGUGCAGAGUAGCAGCCUGUCGCUUGCACCCGAUUCGAAAAGAGCAAAGGUUCUUUGUUGUGAUGAUGAUUAUAAAGAUCCUCAGUUAUGUGCUGAAUAUGCGUUUGAUAUCUAUGACCAUCUUCGCGUUGCUGAGACUAAAAAGAUGCCGGCCACUGAUUUUAUGGAGAAAAUACAAAAAGAUAUCAAUGCAAGUAUGCGCGCAAUUUUGGUUGAUUGGCUUGUUGAGGUCGCAGAGGAGUAUAGACUUGUCCCCGACACAUUAUACUUGACCGUUAACUACAUAGACAGAUAUCUGUCUGUCAAUGUGAUGAACCGGCAGAGGUUGCAGUUAUUAGGUGUUGCAAGCAUGCUCAUUGCCUCCAAGUACGAAGAGAUAUGUGCCCCACAGGUGGAGGAGUUCUGCUAUAUCACAGACAAUACAUACUUCAGAGAGGAGGUAUUGCAAAUGGAGUCGGAUGUUCUGAAGUAUUUGAAUUUCGAGCUGACUACUCCAACAACAAAAUGUUUCUUGAGGCGGUUUGUACGUGCAGCGCAAGACGGCAAUGAGGUUCCUCUUUUGCAGCUUGAGUUUCUUUCUAGUUAUCUUGCAGAGCUUUCUUUGCUCGAGUACAACUUGUUAUGUUAUAUACCUUCUCUCAUAGCUGCCUCAGCAAUUUUCUUGGCUAAGUUUAUGCUUUCACCAUCAAAGAUGCCUUGGACCCCUCAUUUGAGACAUUACACCCGUUAUCAGCCCUCCGAGCUAUGCAACUGUGUGAAAGCCUUGCAUAGCCUCCGCACUAACAGCCAGGGUAGCAGUUUACCAGCAAUCCGGGAGAAAUACAGUCAGCAUAAGUACAAGUGCGUGGCCAACAUUCACUGCCCUGCUACCAUUCCUCCCGAGUUCUUCCGUGAUUUAAGAGAUUAAGGAUUUUGGUCAUAUCAGGAGACCCUUCCAAUACUUCGUUGGAGUAUAUGAUGUGCCUGUCUGUUCAUGUUCAUAUUCCUGUCUUUGUUUUGACGGGUGACCAACUUGAUGGUGCCUUUUAUCUGAUGUCAUGCAUCCUAUAAUCUUAAUGUAAAGUUGUAGGUUGCUUGAUCUGUUGUUUGAUGUUGUGUAAUGCUUACAUAAAAUUUUGCCCUGAAAUAAUCAAGAAUUCCGGGAAGGUGUUUGCUGUCGGUUAAAUUUAGAUGUGAAGUUCCCACAAGGGUACAUUUUUAUGAUCUGUAAUGACUAAUGGGAAGCUUUUCUCGGUGUGAA
Molecule: messenger RNA, 2100 nt
Organism: Nymphaea colorata (pocket water lily)
Lineage: Eukaryota; Viridiplantae; Streptophyta; Magnoliopsida; Nymphaeales; Nymphaeaceae
Product: cyclin-A1-4-like
Exons: 11
Coding region: 292-1767 (491 amino acids)
Biological process (GO): regulation of cyclin-dependent protein serine/threonine kinase activity; mitotic cell cycle phase transition
Cellular component (GO): nucleus; cytoplasm; cyclin-dependent protein kinase holoenzyme complex
Molecular function (GO): cyclin-dependent protein serine/threonine kinase regulator activity
Source: RefSeq, a predicted model, not a curated record